GUUCCUCUAAAAAAUAUUGCUUGUCUUCAAUGUUCAACACUCUUUUUGUAUUGUCGAAUACGAAUCAUUAAACGUUGAACAAGUCAGACAACCUUUCUGGAUUUAGUUUCUCUUAUAGAUAUAUUUAAUUGAUUAACUUCUUUUUGAAAUUGUACCCCAGAAUAACAGACCUUGUUCUUUGCAUUUCAUACCAGUUUACUUACCCUUUUCUCCUCCUUGUAAUAUCACUUCCUAUAUUUUUCGGAGUCGAAGUGUUUGCACUUUUGUUGGAAAACAAAGAUCUAAUUAUUAACUAUAUUUAUAACUUUUUUACUAGAUACCAGAAUUGUAGAAGAUGUCGGGAUCAUCAAAAGAAAUAGUGGAAAUUCGUCCCGCAGCUACUGAAGAAGACUGGAAAACUGUGAAAGCCAUUGCAGUUAGUGGUAUCACUGGACAGUCUAAGAAUUUAUCUCAGCAAAUAUUUUGGCAUCCUGUCUACCUGAUUGCUUUUGGAUUAGUCUUCAUGGGAGUAUUUCGCAUGGCCAAUAUGGCAGAGGGAAACACAUUCUUGAGAACAGUCUUGUUAGGAGUCUUUGUAAGUGCUUUUUUCUUAACGAUUAUGGAAAUUCCGUGUCGAAACCUAUUUUCUUCUAUUGCUGAUGAAAUGACUGAAGAUACCGGUAACUUACGCGAUGAAAAUCUUAAGCAUUUCUACUUGGCCUAUAUUAACAAAGAUCGUUUGAUUGGAAUUAUUGGUAUCCUUCCUCCCAAUGCAGUGGGUGCUUACAAUAAUACUCCUACCGUCGUUCAUUGGAAUGUAAUUCCCAAAUUUUACAAAUUUGCUUAUGAUUUACUCGAUGUGGCUCUAAACAAAGCAAAGACAAUGAAACAAAACAAGGUUUCAGCUGAAGUGUUUACUACUGAUAAAUGGAUUCUAGCAAGUCUCAAGUCUGAUGGCUUUGAACCUGUUGUAGACGAGGCAUUUGACUAUCUCUCCUUUUUUGGUUUGCGACAUGUUAUAUUACAAACCAGUCUAAAGGAUAGACCUAAAGGUGAUAGAAAAUCGAGAAACUGAAGAAAAGUUUACCCUCGUUGUUCUAAUUUAUGAGUAAAACCGCCAUUUAGAGUCGAAGAAAUCUAAAGAAUCAAAUGACAUGGAAUAGGAGGCAUAAUGAAUUCUUGAGGUUAAAUUCUUUAAAAGGUUUUCUUUUCUCGUUUGUAAUGACUGCCAGAAAUUUAUGACGACAGUAACCAGCAAGGAUUCUGUGAAUAACAUUUUAUUGAAGAUUCCUCAACAUAACCCUGUUUAUUCUAUAAAAGCUGUUUAUUUGUUUUUUUCAUCUUCAUUUACUUACGUUCUGUGCAAAGAAAAUUAUCAACUUCGCACUUCAUAUCGAUAGCCAUUUUUGUCAAAUUGCAAUGCACAAAUCGUGUAUUAUGCUGCAGUAACAGUUCGUUUUUUUCUUGAUCAUUCAAUUAAAUGGAAAACUGCAAAGCUGCUAUAGGAUUAAACCAUCAACUUAAUCCCUGUUGUGUAUGUAGUAUUUUCACGUAUGUACUACUUCAGUCAUACUUAUAAUUGAUGGCAAUUCCCUAUCGCCAUCUUCUUAUGUAAGUUCAGUUAUUUUACAGCUUUAACAUAUUAGAUAUUUACUGUAAUAUAUAAAACAAUUAAUAUCAUUUUGA
Molecule: messenger RNA, 1665 nt
Organism: Schizosaccharomyces octosporus yFS286
Lineage: Eukaryota; Fungi; Ascomycota; Schizosaccharomycetes; Schizosaccharomycetales; Schizosaccharomycetaceae
Exons: 1
Coding region: 335-1054 (239 amino acids)
Source: RefSeq, a predicted model, not a curated record